AUGCGCCGCUUCUCGACGGUCAACAAGGCCGAAGUGAGCAAGUUCACCCGCGCGGCCAGUGACUGGUGGAAACCCGAGAGCAACACCGGCGUCGGCCUCCUGCACCAGCUCAACCCGAUCCGCGUCCAGUACAUCCGCGAGCAAGCGAUUACGCACUUCAAAAAGGAGCCGCUCAAUGCUCAGUCCGCGUGGCCGCUCAAGGGCCGCCGCGUCUUGGACGUUGGUUGCGGCGGCGGUAUCCUCUCGGAAGCGUUGGCCCGCCUCGGCGCCAACGUGACGGGC
Molecule: messenger RNA, 282 nt
Organism: Saprolegnia parasitica CBS 223.65
Lineage: Eukaryota; Oomycota; Saprolegniomycetes; Saprolegniales; Saprolegniaceae
Exons: 2
Source: RefSeq, a predicted model, not a curated record